This is a messenger RNA of Debaryomyces fabryi, 1503 nucleotides long. RefSeq lists its product as uncharacterized. Gene Ontology annotation, cellular component: fungal-type vacuole membrane. NCBI's taxonomy places the organism in Eukaryota, Fungi, Ascomycota, Pichiomycetes, Serinales, Debaryomycetaceae. The coding region runs from base 1 to 1503 and encodes 500 amino acids. The transcript has a single exon. Gene Ontology annotation, biological process: transmembrane transport. Gene Ontology annotation, molecular function: transmembrane transporter activity. The record is from RefSeq and is a predicted model, not a curated record.
AUGUCCUCUCAAAUUUCAAGUGAAAUUGAGCUUUCAGAUCUUGGGACGAGGCGUAUUAGAGAGGCACAGGAUGCUAACAUGAAUGGCAAUGGUAAACAUGGAAAUAUUGAUGCUAUAACCAGAAGAGGAAUAAAUGGGUUGAAUGAUACAAUUGUGCAACAUACAUACACAGGAGGCGAGGACGAAGAGACUUCUGCGGAAGGGACUGUACGUUCGGAUGAUAAUGAAGAUCGCCCCCCUGACGGUGGGUUUAAGGCUUAUUCGGUGAUGAUUGGCUCAUUCUUCACAAUUUUGACGAAUUUAGGUCUUAUUAAUUCUAUUGGAGCAAUCCAGACCUAUGUGUCUGAACACCAGUUGUCAGAUCUUAGUGCUAUUAACGUUUCGUGGAUUUUCUCUAUCUACCUUUGUCUUGCGUACGGAGUGGGACUUUUCACUGGGAGUACAUUUGACAAGAGGGGACCUCUAGAAUUGAUGGUUAUAUCAGCAGUACUAUUAGUUGCGGACUUGUUUGGUGCAGCCUACAGUAAGCUGGUUUAUCAAUUUAUUUUGAGUUUUAUUGCUGUCGGUAUUUCAAAUGGGUUAUCGAUUACCCCUUCUAUUGGUGUAAUGAAUCAUUGGUUUUCCAAUAAAAAAAUUGGCAUGAUUCAAGGCAUAUCAACAAGUGCAGGCUCCCUCGGUGGAUUAGUAUUUCCAUUAUUGUUAAGAUUUUUAUAUCCGAAUUAUGGGUUCACGAUAGCCCUUAUUAUCUUAGGAUGUAUCUGCCUUGGUUGUAUGAUAAUCGGAAUUGUUUUAAUUAAAGAAAGAGUGAAGAGAAAAGAGCCAAGCGAACCUUCUUCAUCGACCGAAAGACUUGAAUCAUUGUCAAAAUGGAAAAAGAUGAGGGAAGAAGCAAAAGUCUUGAGCUUCAAGCAUUUGAAAGAUACUAGGUACACACUUCUUAUCGUGGGCGCAUUUUUCGCCGAGCUUGCAUUAGUGAUGGUUAUUACUUAUUUUGCUACCUAUGCAAUUGCACAGAAUGUCUCGGAAUCAACGUCUUACAUAUUGUUAACCGUAUGGAAUGCCACCGGUAUUUUAGGAAGAUUUAUACCAGGGUAUGGAUCAGAUAUCUUUGGAAAAUUUAAUAUGAAUAUCUUAAUGCUUUUAGGAUUUAAUAUAUCUAUCUUUGCAUUAUGGAUACCUUUCGGGUAUAAUUUGAAAGUUUUGUAUGCAUUCGCAGCAUUGGGAGGGUUUUUCCUGGGUCUGAUUUUAUCUAUGGUUCCUAUUUGCUUAGCUCAAAUCAGUUUGGUAGUGGAAUUUGGGGAAAGAUACGGUUUGUUGAACUUUUUUGUCAGUAUAGGAAAUUUGUUCGGUAUCCCAAUUGCUGCAGUUAUUAUUGGGGACGGCAGUAUCCACAAUUAUAAUAAGUUUGCUAUUUUUGUAUGCGUUUGCUCUGUUGUCGGGACCUUCUUCUGGUAUUUAAGUAGAUAUUCCAUUGUUGGGUUUAAACUAAACGUGAAGGUUUAG